Ophidiomyces ophidiicola is the source of this 2619-nucleotide messenger RNA. Its product is annotated as Methyl-CpG-binding domain protein 5. NCBI's taxonomy places the organism in Eukaryota, Fungi, Ascomycota, Eurotiomycetes, Onygenales, Onygenaceae. Gene Ontology annotation, molecular function: DNA binding. The coding region runs from base 1 to 2619 and encodes 872 amino acids. The transcript has a single exon. Gene Ontology annotation, cellular component: nucleus. The record is from RefSeq and is a predicted model, not a curated record.
AUGUUGCCCACAGCCAAACACCCAACCUCAAGCCGCCUUCGCGACCGCUCCCUCCCUCGAUCCCACGCCAGCGACUGCGACGACAACGAGACGCCCGCCGCCAGCACUGCCAGUCGCUCCAAGAUCAAGGCACGCCGCCGACGCUCGUCCCACGGUACCGCCAGACGUGCCUCUGCCGCCUCCGUAAAGCAUAGAGUUCGCCGGCCCGAUACCGCCCACCGCUCGUCCACCUCGAGUUUGCGGAAGGACGAGAGCUCGAUGCCAGGCGUCGAUGCCAGUUACGCUGCGUCUCUGCUGAGCUCCAGGGCCGGCAGGCCGUACCCCGCCUUCUCGAAGAGCCACUGCAAAGAGGCGGUGGGAAGCCGGGAAAAUGUCGACGCCGGCAUCAACAUCCUGACGCCCGAGCCCACAGACAUCGCCGGUGAAAAGACGACGGAUGACCGGCCCUCGAGCCGGAACAAGAACAAUCAAGCCAAACGCCAGAGCACCGCCACCAAUGCCACCCGUCCUCCCAGCCCGCCCUUAACAAAUGACGAGAAUCAGCCUUCCCGAAGAAGCACCCCCAGCGUGCGGAUAGCGGAUGUGAAAGGAGCUGCUAAGGCUGGAGACGACACCAAGAAGCCAAAGAGCCGGCCGCACAGCACGAGAUCGUCGUCAAGUUUGAAACGAGUCUCCUCCGAGCACGCUCGAAAAAAUGGUGAAGCGAUACCGCGACCCAGUACGCCGUCAUCGAAGUUUAAGAUCUUCGACGCCUUUCAGCUUUCACACCGAUCCCCCGCAGCGUCGUUAAAACAAAAACAGCAGGCAAAGGAUGACAAGUCCAAACGCUCCAGCAAAGCCAGGAAUAGCAUGUCAUCCACAUCCUCUGUAUCGGAUGAUGCAACUGUUUUGGGGCCCAAGCAUAGCUCGAUGACUUCUCAUCAGAAAACCUCAUCCUCACUGCGAAGUAAGAAGUCUACCGGGAGGCCUGGGACUUCCGCGGGUGGAAAUUCAUCUCCUCCAAAUGUUCCGCCAUUCAAUGAACGCGAGAUCACCCCAGUUGCGAGUGUAAUCCAUCCACCGCCUCCACCAACUCAUGACGCAUCGCUGACAGCACCGAAGGUUGACUAUCUUUUACAAACUGGAGGGCUGCAUUAUACAGUACCACGAAAUUUCCUGAGCGCCUCCGGCUCGCCAAACGUCGCUCAACAAUCUGUUGAUCCAGUAGCUGUUGGAGCCAGACUUUUCGAGCCAUUUUCGAGACUGCUGGAUGAUUACGGGGCUGUAUUGUCCAAACGCGGCUCGCUUGCUGUUGCUACUGGGUACAGAUCUGUUGCUAGACGCUUAUUGGAUAGGCUAGAGGCAGUCUUUGCUCGGGACAUCUCACAAGAGGUAUGCGAGUGUGUCAUGUGCGCUGAAACUGAUCUUCCAGAUGAGGGUGGUGGUGUUAGUUGGGGUGAAGUACUGGAACUUGUCUCUGGCCGUAGCGAACUACCUCCUUGGCCACCAUUUCAGAUCCAUACUGAACCGGAUUCGGCUGAUAUAGGCGGACCAGCACACGUCCCCAUGCAGAAACUCGACAUCGACGUUCCCAAUGCUCUAAGAGAGCACUAUAUUCAGCAAUCGCGCAAGACGAAGCAAGCGGUGGAUGACUGGCUUUCUCGUCAAGCCCAAGAUACAGCCAGUGCGCCCGAAAUGAUCGACGACGAGACACUAGCCUUCGCGAUGUUGACCUACUUGAACCCAGAGCAAAGAGAACUAUUCAGCAAAUUCCUAGAACUUCCUAAUUCACCUCCCCUUUCGAAAUCAACUACCGCGAACCCUCGGGCAAGGCCUGAAGCUCUAGUCCUUGGUGGCGUCGCAAUACAGCGCCUUUAUCGUCUUACUUCGGAGCCUAGAGAUCCUGACACGGCGCUUUACAUGGUCAAUAACCCUAGUAUGCAUCACGUUUUAGCUACACUUUCUGCUAUAAGCAAUGACGAAUGGGAUAUUCUCAUCUCAGGGCGUUUCGAUGGUUUCCUUCGCAGUGGAGCUGAGGACCAUCUUCCCCAGAGCUCCAUGCCAGCCGCUUCGUGGAAUGGUAAACGCGGUAUGCCCCGAGGAGUUAACGGCAGUGGUAUGUACCCAGCUAGCCAGCUGUAUGGUCGUCGUCAUGGGGCUGCUUCAUUUGGUGCUCCAAUUUCCGUAGACGAGGAAAAUGAAAUUGCCGCAUUAGCGGAAAUUGAACGAAAUAUUUACGUGGGCAUGGAAGCUCUUGAGGACGCAUUCGAGGCUCUGCAUUACAAAGCGGAGAGUAUUCGUACCAUCCUGCGCGAACGGAAUGCUGGUCUAACAGUCGCUAAUCAAGCACGACGUGGAGGCCUUGGCUCCUUGGGCUCCGCAAACGGAGCUGCCAAUUCGGGUUUCUCCAACCUGGCGGGAACGAAUGAUUGUGAAACAGAUGAUGGAAUCGACGACACUUUAUCAUCUAUAGCCCCAUCAGAAUCUGCAAGUAAUAUCAGUUCAAGCCGGAGACGCCGACCGAAGAGACGUACCGAGAGACGCACACCAUCAGUUGUUGGUGAGGAAAAUGAGGAUGAAGUGCACUAUUUGAACAUUCCAAAAAGAAUUAGUACGACAAACUCAGGACGGAGGAGAUGA